Capsicum annuum is the source of this 1330-nucleotide messenger RNA. Its product is annotated as NADH dehydrogenase [ubiquinone] 1 alpha subcomplex subunit 13-B. The record is from RefSeq and is a predicted model, not a curated record. The transcript is spliced from 3 exons. Bases 617 to 1048 code for a protein of 143 amino acids. Lineage: Eukaryota; Viridiplantae; Streptophyta; Magnoliopsida; Solanales; Solanaceae.
AGGCCUGGUGGAUGGAGUUACAUGAUGUUAUUGAUUGAAGGUAACCGAUAUUUCAUAAAUUUAAUUGAGUUGCAUAUAGCUAGUUCAAACAAUUAUAUCUCCGGAAUUCUCGUGGGUCAAUACCCCACCCUAUCCCAUCGGGAUACAUAUCUUCGAAUUUAAUCGAGAUGUAAGAAUGUCGAUUCGAACAUCACGAUUAUUAAAAAGAUAUUUUUACUAAAAAUCAUCUAGACAACAAAAAUUCACAAUAUCACCCACAGGUUCAACCUAACGUGUCAACUUCUCAUUGGUCAAUACCCCUACCCCACUCCACCGGAGUACCCUAAAUUUAGUCGAGGUGUGAAAAGUUGAUCUGAACACUAUAAUUAUUUUUUUUAAGAACAUCUUUAUUAGAAUCACCUACAGAGUGAGAAAUCACAAUAUCAGCCUCAGCUUCAAACUGACGUGUCAAAUUCCUAUUGGCCAACAACCCCCACCCCACCCCCACAGUACCACUCUUCUUCCCUCAGCCAUUUCCAAAUCCCAAUUUUCUCCUCCAUUUUUCCCUCAAAUCAGCUCAAAAAACAAACAGUACACACAGUGAAUUCCAUUCACAUCACACAGUGUAUUAGCAAAAAUGACGGAAGCAAUGAUAAGGAAGAAAGCCGGAAUGGCUAGUGUAAAAGACAUGCCUUUAUUACAAGACGGUCCACCACCUGGCGGUUUUGCACCGGUUCGAUUCGCUCGACGGAUCCCUAAUUCCGGUCCAAGUGCUUUAGCCAUUUUCCUUACUGCUUUUGGUGCUUUUUCUUGGGGUAUGUACCAAGUUGGCGUUGGAAAUAAGAAGCGUAGGGUGAUAAAGGAAGAAAAAUAUGCUGCUCGAAGGGCCAUCCUGCCCAUGCUUCAAGCUGAAGAGGAUGAAAGAUUCGUUAAAGAGUGGAAGAAGUAUCUCGAAGAAGAGGCAAGAAUCAUGAAGGAUGUUCCCGGUUGGAAAGUUGGUGAAAGUGUUUACAACUCUGGGAAAUGGAUGCCUCCAGCAACCGGAGAGCUUCGUCCUGAUGUCUGGUAAGAUGUGGGUAAUCUUCCAGGACGUGCAGCAUGAGAACUGCUUCGUCUCAGUGGAGUUAUUAUUACUUUUUCCUUUGAACUUCUUUCCUCAAUUGGAAUAAAAAUGUAUCUGCAAAAUCUGUGCCCAUGUUUAAGAUGAUGUUACAGGAUUUGCUUUAUUGCUAUUAGCAUUCUCUCUCCAAUCUGCAUAUGAGUUUUGGGAUUAUAAGUGACAACUCAAGUUUCAUGUUCUCUAAUAGUUGGUUCAGAUCAUUUUACUGAAUACACAUCUCCUUUUCUCCAA